AAUAUGUUCCCUCAACAUUAACAGAAGAUAGUCCACUACCAAGUGUUAAUGAAGCCUUAGUGGUUUUACAAAAUCAAUCUUCUGCUAUAAAGGAAACUAGUAAGAAAGCAAGCCUAAACAGUAAGAAUAACAAA
Molecule: messenger RNA, 134 nt
Organism: Racocetra fulgida
Lineage: Eukaryota; Fungi; Glomeromycota; Glomeromycetes; Diversisporales; Gigasporaceae
Source: the annotation of a GenBank genome assembly